UUGAAGAAAUCGUACGCAUCGAGCGAGUGACAAGCGUCGCGUCUCACCAAACAAAGAAAAGAAAAAGCAGAGCCCCAAAAAUAAAGCAAAAAAAAAAAAAAAGGAAAAACAAGUAUAAAAACAACAAAAAAUACAUAAGCCAGCUUACACUGACACAAAAACAGAGCCAGUCCGACGAAUAUUUUGUAGUUGCAAAAAUUAAUAUAAACCGAAACGAAAAUGCUGCCAGAAAUCGUAAGCAAAUGAGCCCAUUGGCCCACGGCUCCCAUCAGCGGCUGCUGCAGAGCAGCGAGUCCGAGCCCGGUCCCGCAUCAGCAUCAGCAUUUGCAUUCGCAUCUGUAACCGCCUCAUCAGCCGCAUCCUCAUCCGCAUGCCGCCGCGCGUCCCUGUGUGAGUGCCAGUGCCUAAUCGAAGCGAAUCACCCGCAAUUGCAGUGUACAGCAAACUAAUCCAGAUUCGCGUCUAAAAUUGAGUUUCGUUUCCGGGAUCCGGUUUCGCCGCGCCUCUCCCAAAUUCGUUGGCCAAGUCGCUCGGUACUAGCUUCUUGGUCCAGGCAAGUCGCGUUGUCGGUCGUCCGUUUCUCAGACAUUUUUUGUGCUGCUCGAAUAUUGAUGCCGAUGCCAGGCAGCCGCCCUGUAAUCCAUACCGAAAUUCAAGACUGCUAUCUGGAAUUGCUUCAAACAAACAGCAUCAACAGAACCACAUCAAAAACAUCAACAAAGUGCUGCCAGCAACAUAAAACGUAAUCAGGAAUUUAAGUAAAAACGUAAAGAAACCGAAACAGCAGAAGAACAAAAAAACAAAAUAGGAAAGGCAGGAAGGAAGCCGAAAACAUGUUUAUGGAAUUGUCAUUGUUAACGAGCAACUGACGACGCAACAGCUCAAGGCAUGUGGCAGGAGCAACAUCAGCAGGAGCAACACUGAGCGGCAGCAGCAACACAGUAGCAGCAACCGAGUAGGAAAGCAAACACACUCCGUAGGUAGAGGUGUGCUGCUGUAAAGCAGCACCAUUGCUGCCAUUAAAAUAGACGCCGCGGCGCAACAGCAACGCUGCCGUCGUCACAAUCAACGCCAGCGACAACACCAUCCACAUCAUCGCCAUCGCAGACGACGACGGCGCAGCAGCAGCAGCAGCAACAGCAACAGCAGCAACAUCAGCGGCAGCAGCCUGUUGGGCGGUGUGGGCGUGGCAAGCAGCUGUCCCUUGUCCCAACUUGCCACUCAGCAACUAAUCGACGAUCCAGGCAGCAGCAACAACACUGGCGAAGACGACGGCGGCGCAGCAGCAACAUCAACGCAGCAGCAGCAGCAGCUGCAACAUUGCAACUUGCAACAUCAGCAACGAGCACGACGGCGACGCUACGACUGCCUGUCAUCUGUAGGCAAUGCAACGCGCUGUGCAGCAACGGGUUGGACCUGGCCUAAGAUGGGUAGCGUGCUCUUUGCAGCUGUGUUCAUAGCAUUACACUUUGCCACCGGCGGCCUGGCCAACCCAGAUGCGAAGCGCCUCUACGACGACCUGCUGAGCAACUACAACCGGCUCAUCCGACCCGUGGGCAACAACUCGGAUCGCCUCACCGUCAAGAUGGGUCUGCGGCUCUCCCAGCUGAUCGAUGUGAAUCUGAAGAAUCAAAUCAUGACAACCAAUGUCUGGGUGGAGCAGGAAUGGAACGACUAUAAAUUGAAGUGGAAUCCCGAUGAUUACGGCGGCGUGGACACUUUGCACGUGCCCUCCGAGCAUAUAUGGCUGCCGGAUAUCGUGCUCUAUAACAACGCCGAUGGCAACUAUGAAGUGACAAUAAUGACAAAAGCCAUUCUUCAUCACACGGGCAAAGUGGUGUGGAAACCGCCCGCCAUUUACAAAUCCUUUUGCGAAAUUGAUGUCGAAUACUUUCCGUUCGAUGAGCAGACAUGUUUCAUGAAGUUCGGCUCCUGGACCUACGACGGUUACAUGGUUGACUUGAGGCACUUGAAGCAAACUGCCGACUCGGACAACAUAGAGGUGGGCAUAGACCUGCAGGACUACUACAUCUCCGUCGAGUGGGACAUCAUGAGAGUGCCGGCUGUGCGCAACGAGAAAUUCUACAGCUGCUGCGAGGAACCCUACCUGGACAUCGUCUUCAACCUGACGCUGCGCCGGAAGACACUCUUCUACACGGUCAAUCUGAUUAUACCCUGUGUGGGCAUCUCGUUCCUCUCGGUGCUGGUCUUUUACCUGCCCAGCGAUUCCGGCGAGAAGAUCUCGCUCUGUAUCAGCAUCCUGCUCUCGCUCACCGUGUUCUUCCUGCUGCUGGCGGAGAUCAUUCCGCCGACCUCACUGACAGUCCCGCUGUUGGGAAAGUAUCUGCUCUUCACCAUGAUGCUGGUCACACUCUCCGUCGUGGUCACCAUCGCCGUGCUCAAUGUCAACUUCAGAUCACCUGUCACGCAUCGCAUGGCGCCGUGGGUGCAACGCCUCUUCAUCCAGAUCCUGCCCAAGCUGCUCUGCAUCGAGCGGCCCAAGAAGGAGGAGCCCGAGGAGGAUCAGCCGCCCGAGGUGCUCACCGAUGUCUAUCACCUGCCGCCGGAUGUGGACAAGUUUGUCAACUACGAUUCGAAGCGGUUUAGCGGCGACUAUGGCAUUCCAGCACUUCCUGCAUCGCACCGCUUCGACUUGGCCGCGGCGGGUGGCAUCAGUGCCCACUGCUUUGGCGAACCGCCGCUGCCCUCGUCACUGCCACUUCCGGGCGCCGACGACGACCUGUUCAGCCCCUCGGGCCUCAACGGGGACAUUAGUCCCGGCUGCUGUCCAGCUGCUGCAGCUGCCGCUGCGGCCGCCGCCGCCGAUCUCAGUCCCACGUUCGAGAAACCCUAUGCCCGCGAGAUGGAGAAGACCAUCGAGGGAUCCCGCUUUAUAGCGCAGCACGUAAAGAAUAAGGAUAAGUUUGAGAGUGUGGAAGAGGACUGGAAGUACGUUGCCAUGGUAUUGGAUCGUAUGUUUCUGUGGAUCUUCGCGAUCGCUUGCGUGGUCGGCACAGCGCUGAUUAUCCUGCAGGCGCCCAGCCUGUACGACCAGUCGCAGCCGAUCGAUAUACUCUACUCAAAGAUUGCCAAGAAGAAGUUCGAGCUGCUCAAGAUGGGCAGCGAGAACACCUUAUAGCGACCACUUGGGUUCGCGGCUGGCUGGUGGAAUCUAAUCAUCAGCUCGCUGCGGACCCUGUUCGCCGCUCGCGACGAUGAUCGUGGAUAAUAUACGAUGAGCCACACCAUGAGCAUUUCCUCGGCGUUGUACAAUACUAACACCAGCAGCAGCAACAGCAGCAGUGACAGUGGCAGUGUCCUUGGAAGUGUUGUGAAACUCCUGGUAAAUAGUGUUGAAAGGGCCAACGAAACGGAAACGUCAUGGAGUCCAUCGUAAGAACCGCGAGGCGAGUGAAGCGAACAUUGCGAAAUGAAUUGAAAUUAAGAUACAAUCGAAAUCGGAAGGAAGGAGGGCAAGUUUUUGGAGCAGUUGAUCAAAAUAUGUAUGUAAUGUAAUUCGAGGGUGUUGUAGUGUUGAUUAACCGUGACAGUGCUGGAAAGCGACGUAAGCCAGAAGAUCGGCUUAGUUUGUAAGUUUUUUGAUGUACUUGAUGUAUGAUUGUAUGGAUUGAAGUUCGAAUGGUUCCGGGGCGCAUAUUCCAAAAGAUAUACCCCGGAAGCCAGUGUUGUAAAAAGCGUACGGAGUUUUGUAAGUUAUAUUGUAUUUUUGAGCGCCAAAAAGUUCCUUGUUACAUCUUUUAGUUUUAAAGUUCCACACAACACACACACGAGAAAAAAAAAACAAAAAAAAAAAAACCGAAACAAAAACAAAUGAAAAUGUUUUAAAAUUGCAUUUUAAAUUUAAAUCUGACUGCAUGUGUUCAGUGCGUAUGUAUGGCUGCUGAUUUGGAUGCGAGUGUGAGUGCUAAAAUAUACAUAUGGAAAUGAGAAUCAAUUUUAAUUGUUUAUUUAUUUGUGCAUAUUUUUCACAAUAUUUUUAGCAGGGCAAAAUAAAAAAAAAAGUAAGAACACAGAACAACUGCGCCCACGCUGAAUGGGCAAGAGUUAAAUUGCAUACAAUUCGAAACUAUUUUUAGCAUAAAUAAGUAAAGUAAAUACGGUAAAGGUACAUUAAAUUAGCCAGUAAGUCGUAACUAAUCGUAGAUAAGCAAAUCUAGUAUUGAAUUAAAUUUAAUAUUAACAAAGCGAGGACCGAUAGCUUGCUGCAAGGCAACUCGGCUCGUAGGAAGCGCGAAAUUCUGAAAUAAAUUUAGUUGAAUGUUGAUAGAGAGUCGUCGUCACAUUUUUAAGGCCACAUAUUUUUACUAACAACAACACACAGACACACACACACACACAACUAUAUUAUAUCGAGCAAGCAUACAUAUAAUAUAUAGAGUACGUAUUUAUAGGACUGCAGCUAGCCAAAUCACAUAAGAACAACAACAAAAACCGACACACAAAACAAUUUCAAUUAAAAACACACGCAAACAAACAGAUAAACAGGAAACAAUAACUAAAGCCAAUUGGAAUUUUGCGAGCACACUUUGUUUGUACAAUUCGGAGCGAUUUUAAUCAAUUAAAUUAUUGCGUAUAAUACGAAUUUCAUUUUCACCCAGCUCGGUUCGCCUUCAUGGGAUUUUGAUUGUUUUCCUCAGUCACUGCCCCCCGUGUUUAUUUAGCAGUGGCUUCGCUCCCCCCUUUUUCCCCCCUUUCUCUGCCAUAGCAUAGUUUUGUGCACUCAUUAUGCAUUCAUCGGAGCAUGCGGAGCGUUCAGAAACCUUUGGCAAGUUCAAUUUAAAAUAAAACUUUUUAAUUACUUUCAACGGGCCACGCGAGUGCCGUUCUGAGUUCUAGUUUCUCCGUUCUGCGUUCUGUAUUCCCGAUUCUGGCUGCUGAAUUUCUGGCCAGCUUCCUCGGUCGAGUGCCGCCCGGCAAACACCUUCAAUUUAAAUGCCAAAGCUAACGAAACUUGCCACAAGGUUGGCUGCCACACCCACAAUACCCCAGCUAACCGCCCGCCACCCACUCAUUUUUGCUUUUUGCAUUUUUAAUUGAUUUUGCAAAAGUUUUCGCCACUAGAGCAACAAGGA
Messenger RNA from Drosophila kikkawai, 5093 nucleotides. It is a transcript of the gene nAChRalpha1, whose product is annotated as nicotinic acetylcholine receptor alpha1. Lineage: Eukaryota; Metazoa; Arthropoda; Insecta; Diptera; Drosophilidae. Gene Ontology annotation, cellular component: postsynaptic membrane; plasma membrane; neuron projection. The record is from RefSeq and is a predicted model, not a curated record. Gene Ontology annotation, biological process: regulation of membrane potential; monoatomic ion transmembrane transport; chemical synaptic transmission. Gene Ontology annotation, molecular function: transmembrane signaling receptor activity; acetylcholine-gated monoatomic cation-selective channel activity.